AUGUUUAACUUACUAAAGGGUAAGAAAAGCGUGACUGAUGUUGACGGAAUUCCGCCUGAGUUGAGGUCUCUGUUCACCGAGUUCAAAGUGAUCGGGGGCGGCACAUACGGCACCGUGUAUAAAGCCUGCAAGAAAGACGGACAUUACGUGGCCCUGAAGAAAAUCAAGUUGGCACCCAAAGACGAGAUUGUGAGCAUGUCACUGCCCGCCACAGCCAUGCGGGAAAUACUCAUUCUGAGGGAGCUGGCCAGCCACCAAAACGUCGUCGCACUGCGGCACGUUUACUUCAAACCUGCCACACUCUCGUUGUGGCUUUGGUUUGACAACUGCCCGCUAGACUUACGGGUACUCAUCAAGAACAUCUAUAAGGCUUCCUCCAUAAUCAAAGACGCCGCACCAGGACUCGCGAGUGGGUUGGUCAAGCGGUUUGCUUGGCACUUAUUUUGCGGUAUGGAGUUUGCCCACAAGCUGAACAUUUUGCACCGGGAUCUGAAGCCUCAGAACAUCUUAUUGAAUGACUGUACGGACCACCGCGGUGGCCCGGGUGAGCUAGGCGGGGCUUCCGGACGGCGAGUGCGACUCUACGGCGACGGCGAGGGGUCGAGGGCCGAAGGGUCGCGUAGCUCCGAGGAUGUGCUGGAUGACGCAUUGGUUACUGCGUUGAGUCACAUGGUUGACCACAAUGGCGCGAUGAUAGGUCCUACUUGCAUCGAUGUAUUGCGGAAGGGCAGUUCAAUUACGGCCCAGGUGGCGGACUUUGGACUGGCUCGGUCGCAGAAAUUGCAAAGUAAGGUGCUUACCAGGGAGGUGGUCACCCUGUGGUACCGCGCGCCCGAACUGUUGCUGGGCUGUGAGACAUACAGCUCGGGCAUCGACAUGUGGUCCCUCGGUUGCAUCUUGGCGGAAAUGAUGUCGGGCAAGCCGCUGUUUGCGGGCGAUUCUGAGGUAGACACGCUCUUCCGCAUUUUCAAGCUGCUCGGCACCCCCGCCUCACCCCAUGACUUCGGACUGGACCGACUCAUAUACUUCCAAACCACCUUCCCCAAGUGGGACGUUCAAAACGCCCGCCAGGCCAUCACUCGAGCAGUCUACCUCCAACGCGAUCCCAACCCCCUCUUUGUGGACCUCGUCGCCAGGUGCCUCACUUACAACCCCGACCUCCGCAUAUCCUGCACCGAAGCCCUGCAACACCCAUUUUUCAACUAG
Messenger RNA from Gregarina niphandrodes, 1206 nucleotides. Its product is annotated as cyclin-dependent protein kinase-like serine/threonine kinase family catalytic domain protein. The transcript has 2 exons. NCBI's taxonomy places the organism in Eukaryota, Apicomplexa, Conoidasida, Eugregarinorida, Gregarinidae. The record is from RefSeq and is a predicted model, not a curated record. Bases 1 to 1206 code for a protein of 401 amino acids. Gene Ontology annotation, biological process: signal transduction; G1/S transition of mitotic cell cycle; protein phosphorylation. Gene Ontology annotation, molecular function: cyclin binding; ATP binding; cyclin-dependent protein serine/threonine kinase activity. Gene Ontology annotation, cellular component: cytoplasm; cyclin-dependent protein kinase holoenzyme complex; nucleus.